This is a messenger RNA of Uncinocarpus reesii 1704, 315 nucleotides long. RefSeq lists its product as uncharacterized. NCBI's taxonomy places the organism in Eukaryota, Fungi, Ascomycota, Eurotiomycetes, Onygenales, Onygenaceae. The record is from RefSeq and is a predicted model, not a curated record. The transcript has a single exon. Bases 1 to 315 code for a protein of 104 amino acids.
AUGGCCUUUGCGCUGAGAAAGUACCUGCAAAUGAUGGAGACGAUGGACCCGAAGAAAUGGAAAGAUGAUGAUAAGAGAAAACCUCGGUAUGCUUUCAAGAUUGUCUCUCAACACAUCAUGACCAAUGCGCGCAUUGUUGCGUUGACCAACAACAAUCUCGCUGGGGAGCCGAUCCGUCAACAUUUCGGCACCGAGGCAAAAGCAGUUGUGAUAUUCCGCGAUGAGGAUCCCAAAGAAUUGGAGGCCAGCGGAUGGGUCGGCAUUACAAAGAUGGCGUGUUCGACCAAAAUUCAGGGGAAUCGUUGUUGGAGGUGA